CAAAACAAAGCAAAAAGCAAGUGGAUUCAGAGCAGGGGAGACGUACAUCGUUGUUUCGCCGGGGCACAAGUUUAGGGCAGUAGAAAUUAAUUCAGGGGAUCAAUAAAGAGAAGCUAAAGAGGAAGGGAUAAUAUACACGUUGAGCAUGAUCUUUUCCUUGACCCUGCUUCUUGGAUAUUUGUCCUCGAGUCUGAAGACAGCAAAAGAAGAAAUGGACUCGACUUCAAAGGACGCUGAAAAGAGCGAACUAGCGAGUUCACUUGAUUUAUCAAUCACGCCAUCUAAACACGGUCGCAUCCCAGCGUUUAUCCGAGACAAACUUGCCUACUUUAAGACAAACGGCUCUACCAUAGCUGCUCACCGUCUUCAUCUUCGUGUAGCCGAAGACCAAAUCAUGGCUUUAGUCAACCAAUGCAAAGCCAUGAAGAAUGAGAUUAAGGUGUGCAAUGCAAAGAAGGAUGAAGUAACCAAGGCAUUUGAGGAGAAGCUGACAGCGAUGGCCACUGACCACAAGGCAAAGAUGUCUGAGAUGCAAGACAAGAGUAACUUAGCAACCAACAAUAUGGAUCAACUCCUGAAAGAUCAAAUCUCACUCAACCAAGCCAAAGAGAAGAUAGCUAAACAGCUGAAGGAAGCAGAAAUGAAGAUUCGACGCCAAGAAAACACCAAAGGAGUUUUGAGCCACAAGCUUCAUCUUGCCGAGAAAAGUCGAUCUGAAAUACUGAAGAAGCUGGAGGAAUUUGAAGCCAAGUACGCAGAAAACAUGGCCAGGUUUCAGACGAAAUACAAGAAUCAGGAGGCAGCGUAUGGAGCCAAGCUGUCUGAGCAAGAGGCGAUGUUUGAAUCCAAAUACUCAGAGCAGAAGUUCAAGCAACAGGAGUCGACAUUCGACAGCAAAUUCAAGGCACAACAGGCAAUGUUCGACACCAACCACAAUAAGCAGAGAGAGUUGUUCGAUGCAAAGUUCAAGGAACAACAAGACACGUUCGGCAAUAAGUGCAAGGAGCAGAAGGCAACAUUCGACGCAGUUUACAAAGCACAGCAGGUCAAAUUCGACAACAAAUUCAGGCAACAGGAGGUUCACUUCGCGGCACGGCUGCAGGGAGAGAGGCGCAAAUUGGACGAAAUGCAGAAACGGAAUGAUGCAGUGACUGAAAGGCUGAAGAACACAGAAACUGCUCUGCUCAAAUCGAGACAGGUCAAAGUGAAUCAGGAGUACGAGUUUACCGACACUAUGAAUAAUCUGGUACCCAGAGAGGCGCUCAUGACGGUCCAAGAUCAGUGUCAACUCUACAAGAAGACCAUAUCAGUCCUGGCUGCUAUCGUGCUGGUUCUAUUGGUUGUGGUAUUUGUGGGAUCAAGGUUUCUCUUUUAUUAAACUUGAGAGGGAAGGGAUGAAGUUAACGGUCAUGUAGCUACAGGUGGGAUUGGUAGAGCGGGAGAAACGAGGUAUAUAAUGUUGCUUCCAAUUGUACGUACAAUGUUCAACCCAAAAAAUCUCACCGCUUGGAGACUGGUUUUCGUGACUAGGCAUCUUUUACAAGUGUAAUUGAGCAGUAUUAUAAUAAGGAAAGAAAAUUGAUGGGUAUUGAGGAAGGGCUCCGUCCAUUUUGUGGCAUCAAACGGUAAACCCGACUCUUUUUUGGCAGCAGGCGUUGUUUAGUUUUAAUUGUGGUUAUGCUUUACAAAAAUGAUAUUCACUUAUGCAGCAGCUGACUGAUGUACAGAUUUGAAUCAAUUACAAAAAAAAACCAAACUUCAAAGCUUUCCAUAGAAAUAGGUUGCCAAAUCAUUAUAGAGCACAAUCAUCACCCUGCUGAUUAGGUAAAAAUGUAUAAACUGAAAGUCAAGGAAAUAGCUUCGGUCUAGUCGGAAGCGUUGCAAUCAUGGCAAUUCACUUGGAAAAAGGGAAAAACGAAAACUGGAACAUUAAAUAUGAUAAUGCAAUCAGAGGCAGAUGAUUAUAAUUUGAAAAUUAAUACACAAAUUUGAAACAGUAACUAUGAUCAUGUCUUAAGAUGUAAAAGGUUUUAUGAAUAAAAGAAUCAUGAAAAAAAA
Molecule: messenger RNA, 2058 nt
Organism: Patiria miniata (bat star)
Lineage: Eukaryota; Metazoa; Echinodermata; Asteroidea; Valvatida; Asterinidae
Product: CAP-Gly domain-containing linker protein 1-like
Exons: 3
Coding region: 146-1378 (410 amino acids)
Source: RefSeq, a predicted model, not a curated record